Molecule: messenger RNA, 992 nt
Organism: Hordeum vulgare subsp. vulgare (domesticated barley)
Lineage: Eukaryota; Viridiplantae; Streptophyta; Magnoliopsida; Poales; Poaceae
Exons: 3
Coding region: 1-861 (286 amino acids)
Source: RefSeq, a predicted model, not a curated record
AUGUGCGUCACCGGCGUGGCUGCCGCCCCUCCCGUACCUAGAUGGGGCGCCUCCUUUUGGAUGGCCUCCCCUUCCGCCAGAGUGGAUGAUCCUGCUGCAGCCUUAGGAGUAGCCGCCGUCGCCGCCUUCACAGAUGCCAUCUUCGCCCAAUUGCGAUGCGCACGCGAACGCACAGGAUUUCAGCAUCGCGUGGCCGCAUGCUUGCGUCUCAAACCUCGUAGAUUGCAACCGUGCGACACGCUUUUCAGUGCCACAUCUCACCGCCGGAGCAGUAGGGAGUUCCACCAUCUGCCUAGCUACGCAUCUCGCAUUCUCGCCCUCAUCUCUCAUGGCACCCCAGCAGCAACUCCUCCUCCUGCUACUGUUAGUCCUCCUGGCCUCGCUGUUGCCGCGGCCGGCCGCCGCCGACGACGGGGCCGCUGGGCCACCGCCUCCACUGGUGAAGCAGUUUUACUACUACUCUCCUCCGCCGCCCUCGCCGUCUUCUCCCACCGGCCCGCCGCCGGCGCCGCCGACGACGCCGUGCAACUGCCAGCAGAUGCCGCAGCCCACAGCUUGCAACUGCCAGAAGAUGCCGCCGCCUGGGAUGAACCACCACAGCCCGCCGGCCGGGCACCACUACGGGUUCCUGUCCGGGUCCCGGGUGCAAGCCGGGGGGCGGCUCCAUCCCCGGAUACUCUGCGCUGUUGCCGCUGCACUUCUGCUUCUGUGGUGGUGCUAGUCACUCGCUGCUGUGCCUCUCAGAUCCAUAUGCAAGCUCUUGCCAUGCACUCACAAAUUCUGGAGGGCUCGAUUAAUCUGGGCAUAUGUACGGAUUUGGUUGUUGCAAUCUACAGUACAUUUGAUGAAGUUGAUGACUGAAGAUGGUAUUGAUGACAUGCAUGCUCUGUAUCAACUUUGUGUUUGUAAAAGAUGGUCUGCAUUUUCGCAUGCAAAUGGUUGCAACUUGUUUGCCUACUUUCCUUUGUAUGAAGAAUUCAGCACGAGUCGAA